Molecule: messenger RNA, 2962 nt
Organism: Pangasianodon hypophthalmus (striped catfish)
Lineage: Eukaryota; Metazoa; Chordata; Actinopteri; Siluriformes; Pangasiidae
Gene: riok1
Product: RIO kinase 1 (yeast)
Exons: 17
Coding region: 141-1817 (558 amino acids)
Biological process (GO): maturation of SSU-rRNA
Cellular component (GO): cytosol; preribosome, small subunit precursor
Molecular function (GO): ATP binding; protein serine/threonine kinase activity
Source: RefSeq, a predicted model, not a curated record
UUCCUUAGUCACGUUGGCGGAAGUGCGUGUGAGUGGAGCUGGGAGUCCGGCGUGGGUUUCUGUUUUACUGUCUGUAUUUGUGAGCGUUGUAUUUUCAAAGCUCUUCAUUUGUUUUGUGAAUCGGAGGAGAAGGCUUUGCGAUGUCGCAGAUUGUCCCGGGACAGUUUGACGACGCAGAGGAGGCGGGCAGUGACUCGGAGUUCAGCCGCGUUACAGAGAAACGGCCAUCACUAGAGGACAAACUCAGCGGAGUGACGUUGCAGCCAUUGUCUGUAGACUCUAAAAAGCAGAAUGAUUAUAAUGAGGAGGAAGAGGAGGACGAUGAUGAUGAUGAUGAUGAUGAUGAAUGGGACUGGAAAGAUUCAGCCGGAGGAGACUUUACUAAACGCUACACUGCAAUGCGGAUGGGGAACAAUCAGCAGGCAAACAGACAGAACACACAAAAGUCAGAAAAGCUCUCGACACCUUCAGACAAGGUGCUCAGGAAGUUUGAACACAAAAUAAACCUGGAUAAGCUGAACUACGCCGAUUCUGUCAUCAACAAAGUCACCGCAAUGCAGAGACAGAGAGAAGCAGACACGUAUCGAGUUAAAGACAAGUCUGAUAGAGCUACAGUGGAACAGGUUUUGGACCCCAGGACUCGGAUGAUUCUUUUCAAAAUGCUCAGCAGAGGCGUCAUUUCAGGGAUUAACGGCUGCAUCAGUACAGGAAAAGAGGCCAACGUCUACCACGCGACCACAGCUAAAGGAGAAAGCCGCGCAAUUAAGAUAUACAAGACCUCCAUUCUGCUGUUUAAGGACAGGGAUAAAUACGUCAGUGGAGAGUUCAGGUUUCGGCACGGCUACUGUAAAGGCAACCCGAGGAAGAUGGUACGGACGUGGGCUGAGAAGGAGAUGAGGAACCUGAUAAGACUACAGACAGCAGGGAUCCCCAGUCCAGAGCCCAUCAUGCUUCGGAGCCAUGUCUUGGUCAUGGGCUUUGUUGGAAAAGAUGACAUGCCUGCACCUUUACUUAAGAACGCUGCGCUAUCCGAAUCCAAAGCGCGUGAGCUGUACCUGCAGGUGAUCCAGAACAUGAGGCUGAUGUAUCAGGAGGCUCGACUUGUGCACGCAGAUCUCAGCGAGUUUAACAUGCUGUACCACGACGGAGAUGCGUACAUUAUAGAUGUCUCUCAGUCAGUGGAGCACGAUCAUCCACAUGCACUGGAGUUUCUCCGCAAAGACUGCAGCAAUGUUAACGACUUUUUCCAAAAACACAACGUAGCUGUGAUGACGGUUCGAGAGCUGUUUGAGUUCGUCACAGACCCGUCCAUCACCAGCAACAACAUCAACCAGUACCUGGAGAAGGCGAUGGACAUCGCAUCAGCCAGAACAGCAGAGGAGAGAUCCAACCAAGACAAAGUGGACGAAGAGGUGUUUAAGAAGGCCUAUAUUCCUCGUACACUAAAUGAAGUGAGUCAUUAUGAACGAGAUGUGGACGCCAUGAUGAAGGAGCAGGAGAGCAAACAGAACGAUAACAUCCUGUACCAGACAGUGACGGGUCUGAGAAAGGAUCUUUCAGGCGUGCAGACGGUUCCUUCGUUACUAGAGGGCUGUGCUGAAGAAGGGAGCUCCAGCAGUGAUGAAGAGGAGGAAGAUGAAGAUGAGAAUGAAUCUGAAGAAGAGGAACACAGCGGCCAGGACAAGGCACAACCGCUGGACAAAAAAGAAAGAAAGAAGUUGGUAAAAGAAGCUCAGAGGGAGAAACGAAAAAAUAAAGUACCAAAGCAUGUGAAGAAGCGCAAGGAGAAAGUGGCCAAGAUGAAGAAAGGAAGAUGAGAAGGAAUCACCGUGUUCACGCUCAUGACUGACAGACAGAAAUCCUUUAUAAAAAACAAAAAAGGCACCUCUGUGUCUUUAUAUCAUUAUUAUCAACUCUUACAACCUCCUCUACAUCUGAUGAAUUGGUAAAUUAAACCUUUUAUAAGUUUGCACCCUCUCUUGGAUAAUUUGUUAUUUUUUUCCAUAAAACAAGAAGAAAAAAGAGAGCUGUGUUUCUAAUCUUAGCAACACACAGACGCUCAGAUCCCUUAGUUACAAUCUUUAUACUAGCAUAUUCAACAUUUUAUCAUUUUGUUUAAGGCUGGGUUUAUACUUGCUUUUAACUCCACCAUGAAACACACUAAUUAGGUUUUUAUUUAAAUAUUUCUGAUGUGUUUAAUGGUUGUGGUGCUAAUUUGUUGGUCGAUGCAGUAUUUCCGUUAUUUGUGUGAGAGGUUAGCAGUUGUGUGUCGUACUGAUGUCACGGGGACAUUUUGAUUGCUAGCACAGUUUUGGUGUAAUUUAUUAGGAGAAAACAUUUCACCGAUCUCAAACAUCAGGAAUAACAGUCUGUUUUCGCUGUUAUUCUGCGUUCAUGAGCGAGUGGGAAUGGAAAAAUUUCCAAUUCCCAGUAGGAAAGGUCCAUUUAAAUGGCUCUCCAACUUCCUACUCGAGAAAACAGAGUUUUACGAAAGCUUUGACUUGUCCAAGUUACGAGUCCAUGCUAUCACUUCAACGUGGCUGCGCUCAUAGUGAUAAGUACCAACAAAAAAUACCAGUAUGAUUUAAGCUUUAUAAGCAUUCUUUUGAGUUUCUGUUUAAAUUUGAAAUUGCUGAAUUCUGGGUGAUAAUUGGAUCAUUGAAAUUUUAAUUUGCUUUCUGCCAGAUUUUUUGACCACACUGCUCUUUCAUGUAAGUUUCAGCACCAUUAACAGUGAAUUUAAAACCAUUAACAGUGAAUUCUUAAAUCCACUUAAAAAAUAAAUUAAGCACGAACCAAACAGCAGUUUAAUUCCAGUUUUUGUAGACAGCUUACACUGAGUAUUCAUUUUAUUUCUGAUUUCAGACCGCUGAGUUCAUGUGAACACUCUAACGUGGGAAAGUAGGAAAUUCCAAGUUGGAAAAUUUCCCAGUUGUCGUGAAUGCAGCAUUAGCUCCUAAAA